UUGCCUGGUGCUGGCUGCUGGCCAGCGCAGCGCCAGCGCACCAGUCGAGACAGAGCGGUGGACAGCGACGCGCCGCGCAGCGCCCUCAUUGCAGUAGUGAUUACCGUUUGUUUGUUGGCCAACCCAGGCCGGACGGGCCGAGAAGAGGAGACGUUUAGUGAAGAAGUGUCGACGCCAUGAAUGGUACCCUGUGGUGCGCCAGCUGAUCUGCUCGUUCCACCACCCUACAGUCCGCCAUGGCGGCAGCGCUGCGCCUGUGCUGCGCGUUGCUGCUGCUUCAGGUGCUGCACUCCUGCGCAGCGGUCGCGAUAUACGACCCACAGGACGCCGACGGGGACCUCGACAGUCCGAGAGGCCUCGAGGAUGGCGAUGACGACGGCGCCGGAGUGAUCACAGUUCACGCUGGGAAGAGGAAGCCGGCGUUGGGGUCCCGGGUGCCUCCCCCUCCGCCGCAGCCUCCCUCCAGCAGGGACUCGGGCUGCCCACAGUCCAGGAGGAGGAGGAGCGCGCCGAGGUCGAGCAAGCCGAUGCCCGUCCGGGAGAAGCUCCACGUUAAGAGGAGUGCUGACAGCAACUUCCACUGCCCUGAGUCGUGGAAAGAGCUGAACUUCUCCGAGGUACAGGAGCUGGAGUGCCCCGAGAACGCGACGGGAUGGUACCCGUUCCCCCCGGACUGUCGCAAGUACCUCAACUGCUGGAAGGGCCGCGGGUUCCUGCAGGCGUGCGCGCCCGCCACGCUGUUCCACCCCAUCCGCCGCGAGUGCGACUACCCGGAGAAGGUCAAGUGCCUUCCCAGCUGCCGCUCAGACCACAGGGGAGACGACAACGACAGUGACAGCGACGAGGAGGAUGGCAUCAUGGGUGACCCCGUGGAUUACGUGGACCCCGAGCAUCCGCGACGUCCGAGCCCUCUCAUCGACGUGCGCAGCGCCAGCGGCCCCCUGCGCAGAGUGGCCCCAGGGGCCACAGCGGCGGCGGCGGCGGCGGCGGCGACGACGACGACGACGACGACGACUCCGCGAACCUCAGCCGGACGCGCACGCAGACAGGUGUACAGUGCGCGGCUGGCAGGAGGCGGCGGCGUCCAGUGUCAGAUGGAGGGCGGCACCGGCCUCCAGGCGCACCCUACCGACUGCACCAAAUUCGUCAACUGCUGGCAGGGCAAGCCGCACAUCCAGAGCUGCGCGCCCGGCUCGUUGUUCAGCACCCGCCUAAACGCGUGCGACCACCCGAACAAGGUGACCGAGUGCGUCGGCGGCAAGAGGGUCGCUCCCGGAGCUGCGGCCCCGCCAGCACAGCCCGCGGGCGCGCUGCCUGCCAGCUACACCCAGGCGGGCGGCGGCUACAACCAGUUCGGCAACCAGGGCUACCAGCCCCCGCCUCGGCAGACGUUCCUGACGGCCGCGUCCUACCCGGACCAGGUCCCCGCUGCUAGCUCCUUCAACGGCUACGUGCCCAACCAGGUGUUGCCCCCUCCCGGCGCCGGCGGCAAGGGCAAGAGCCUGCACCCUGAGCUGCAGCCGAGGCCGCCCUCGCAACAGUUCGGCUGGGGCGCCGCCCCGCGCCCUCUGUCGGCCGACCCCAACCUGGACGUGGAGGGCAUCGAGUCCGGAGGUGUGAUAGGGCCGCUGCCCCGCCCACACCCAGGCCACAACGAGGAGUGGCACCGCGACCACGGCGUCCCGAUGCCUGGCAGCGGCGUGCCGCCUGGUCAUAACCCUGCAUACCACCAGCACCACCAUCACCACCACGAGCAGCAGGGCAACCGCUAUACCCCGCAUCCCCCUGGACACCACCACGCAGGUCACAGCCCCCAGCCGGGCAACUACAACCCUCAGCAGGGCAGCUACACCCCAUCUCCGGGCCGGUACACUCCGUCACAGAGUGGCUACAACCCCCAGCCUGGGGAUUACAACCCGCAGCAGGGAGGUUACGGCGGAUAUGACCGGCCGAGCGGAGGAUACACCCCGCAGCCCAGCAGGUACGACCCCCAGCCCCAGGAGGGCGGCUACACACCGCACGCUGGUCACCACCCGCACGCUGGCCACAACGCGCACCCCGGCCACAACCCCCAGUGGCACCACGACCACGGCGUGCCCAUGCCAGGCGGACAGCGUGGAACAGCUUACGCCCCCACCACUACCACCCCGUCUUACGACCCGCCCACCACGACAUGCGCACCGGAGGAGGACGACGACAACGACUUCCGGGAGAACGACUUUGACCUGCGUUCGGCCGGUUCUAGUAAUUGGGUAACCGUCGUGGAACGUACCAAGAACACGAGUAUGCCACAGUCCGGCCAGAUGGUCCGCAUCCGCGGGGGUCCAACACCGCUUGAAGGCUACGUGGAGGUGAUGGGUCCGGGAUCCAAGUGGGGCUCCGUGUGCGACAAGCCCGCCGACUGGACAGUAGAGGAGGCCUCCAUAGUCUGCAGGAUGCUCGGCUACGAGAGAGGCGCCGAGCUGGCUUGGCAGGGUCGUCCCCGCGGCUCCCCGGGAGUCUUGGACGUGCACGUCGAGGAAGUCUACUGCUCCGGACAGGAGCGUUCGCUGAUGAGCUGCUCGAUGAGCGCCGGCGAUGCGGGCGACGGGUGCAACCUGGAGACCCAGGCCGCUGGCCUGCGCUGCUACCCGAACUACGUCGCGCGGUGCCGGCCGGGCGAGGUGCCCUUCAAAGGCUCUUGUUACUCGGUCGUCAUCCCGAGGCAGGACCGCAAGGUCGACGCCAUUGCCUUCUCCCAAGACGAGGCCAUAAAGCACUGCAAGAGCCAAGGUGGCCACCUCCUCGACAUCAACAGCCAGGCAGAGAACGACUUCAUUUCGGAGUGGUUGACAACAGCGCACCCCGCCCUCGGCAGUGUGCUCACCUCUGGUGUCGGAGUGUCCGUCCCGGGCAGAGACGUCUGGGUGUGGGAGGACACCGGGGCCCAAUUCAAGUAUAACCUCUGGUGGCCCGGCCCUCCCAGCAAGGAGUUUGACCCAGCGAGGGCACCCAAGGUCAGCGACCGCCCGCUCUGCAUCCUGCUCAAGAAGGACUUCCCCUGCGACACCUGGCCUGGGGCCGUGACCGGCGGCAGGGGUGCAGGCAGAGGCGGCGGCUACGGCAGUUGGCAGGGUGUGCGCUCCUGCGGCGCCGAGUACUUCUUCUGGCACGGCGAGGACUGCGCCAUCCGGCAGAAGUCGUACCCCUACGUGUGCGAGAGGAAAGCUGACGACGUGGGCUGUCUUGGCCCGAGCGGCACCGAGUACGAGGGCACCGCCAACGUGUCCUGGAACGGGCUUCCUUGCGUCAACUGGGACUCCCCCGCGGCCGUGUCCGCGCUGCGCUACCGCGUGUCCGAGGACGUGCGGCAAAAGUCGCUAUCUGGGCACAACUACUGCCGCACACUGGCCGGCGGCAGCGCUGGUAACCAGGAGCCUUGGUGCUUCGUGGACGCGGGAGCGUCGGGCAUCAAGGCGGAGCGCUGCGAUGUACCGCGAUGCAGAGAGAACACAGCCAUCGGCAGGGCCGCGGUCAUCCACUGCGGCCCCCAGCAGUUCGAGUGCGGCCCCAACGAGUGCAUCCCCAACGUGUGGCAGUGUGACGGCGAGCCGGACUGCAGCAACUCGCUGGACGAGCGCUCCUGCUCCGACUACCUGGUCGAGUUCAAGGCGGUGAAGGGCGCCAAGCUGGAGCAGCAUGACGUGGAGCGCUGGCUGCACCUGGACGCCAACACGUGCGCCCGCCGCUGCCUCGACUCGACCGACUUCGUGUGCAAGUCCUUCAACUACAAGAGCUCCACCAAGGUGUGCCUGCUGAGCAGCGCCAACGUGGGCGAGACGGGGUCGCUGCAGCGCGCCAACCGCACCGCCUGGACGUACUACGAGCGCGAGGCGCUCAGCGACCCCUGCAACGACCCCACGCGCUUCCUCUGCGCUAACGGCAAGUGCGUCAACGCGACGGACCGCUGCAACGGCCGCGACGACUGCGGCGACCGGUCCGACGAGGCCUCGGGCGUCUGCACCCCGGCCACCAUCGGCUACGAGCUGCGCCUCGCCGGCGGCAAGGCGAAGAGCGAAGGCAGGAUCGAGGUCAAAGUGAACGGCAUCUGGGGCGUGGUGUGCGACGACGGCUUCGGCCUCCCCGAGGCGGAUGUGGUGUGCCGAGAGGCCGGCUACCGUGACGGCGCCGUCGAGGUGCUCAGCGGCGGAGUGCUCCCCGCGCCGCACAAGCCCCUCCCCUUCCUGGUGGACGAGCUGCUGUGCAAGGGCAACGAGACGUCCCUCAUGCACUGUGACCAGGCGGGAUGGGGCGUGCACGACUGCCUGCCGGAGGAGAUGGUGGGAGUGCGGUGCGCCACGGCCGCGGGGCUGGAGUGCAGGGCGGCGGACGGCGAGUCCCCGGAGCUGCACGGCGGCUUCGCGUGGGGCGCCAUACUGCAGCUGGCCACCAAGCACUGCCGGCAGUCCAGCAGGGCGUGCCCGGAGAACCAGUGGCAGUGCGAGUCCGGCGAGUGCGUGCCGGCCAAGUUCCUGUGCGACACCGUCGAGGACUGCAAGGACGGCAGCGACGAGCACGCCAAGCGGUGCGCGGGCACCAUGGGCAUGCGGCUGGUGGGCGGAGCCAACAAGACGGAGGGUCGCCUGGAGGUGAAGGUGUACGGCGAGUGGGGCUCGGUCUGCGACGACGACUUCAACGAGGCCGCCGCCAUCACGGUGUGCAGGCAGCUCGGGAUGCCAGGGAGAGCCCGGGUGCUCAAGGAGGCGCACUUCGGCCAGGGCCAAGGACUCAUGUGGCUGGACGACGUGCGCUGCUCUGGCAACGAGACAUCCCUCGAGAAGUGCGCCCACGCGGACUUCGGCGUGACCAACUGCAAGCACGAUGAGGACGUGGGCGUGGCGUGCCUCGGUGGUGACGAGCAGGCUGCCACCCGCGCCCUAGAGGAGCAGGCCGGCGGCGACAAGCAGGUGGACAUCAGCAAGUACCUCCCCUCGGACUGCGGUACGCGCCAGGCGCUGGAGGACGAGUUCGUCCCCGCGGUGCAGCUGGCGAGGGUGGUGUCCGGGCGAGGCACCCCGCGCGGCGCCUACCCCUGGCAGGCCAGCGUGCGCGUCCGCUACGGCCUCAAGUCGGUGCACUGGUGCGGCGCCGUGCUGGUCGGCCCGCUGCACGAUAGAAUUUUGAAAGCAGAUGAGGGAAAAGAGAUUGAAACAAUCUUGUUUGUACUUCUUGAACACUUAAAUGUUGAAUGCAUUGUUAGCGAAGAUAGAGAGUUACAUACAAGAUUGUUUCAUAGAGCAAAUACAUCUAUCACAGCAAAUAGGCAAGAUACAGAAGCAGAAUUGCUAGAAACUGCAAUCUUUGAAAUAAAAAUACUCAUAGCAAUUAUGAAGGAAACAAAUGGUUCAAGGAUAGAAAGAAGGCACAGCUCUAAAUUGGCCUACCAAGUGGAAAAUCUCAUAGUAAAUGCAAAUACUUGUGCAAUCAGUAACAAAAUGAGUCAACAAAUGAAGAUUUUGUGUGAAAUAUCAAGAUCAAUGGAAAGAACUCAUAUAAAUCAAAAUUAA
Molecule: messenger RNA, 5546 nt
Organism: Frankliniella occidentalis (western flower thrips)
Lineage: Eukaryota; Metazoa; Arthropoda; Insecta; Thysanoptera; Thripidae
Exons: 23
Coding region: 237-5546 (1769 amino acids)
Cellular component (GO): membrane; extracellular region
Molecular function (GO): protein binding; chitin binding
Source: RefSeq, a predicted model, not a curated record